UCUCUCUCUCUCUCUCUCUCUCUCUCUCUCUCUCAGUUAUUGUUCUUAUCUCCUUGUCCUCUUAAAAAUUCCUAGGAAGCACUGGUACUCUUCCCAUCCCUACUCUCUUCUGUUUUCUCUAUCCUCGGGGGUGAUGGAUCUAUUGAACUCCAUCCUAGACUUUGUGGUGCCACCGACCAGCAUGGUGAUGAUGGCUUUUGCUUGGCCAACGCUGUCCUUCCUCCAUGCGGUAGAGUGGCUAUUUCGCAGCUUGUACAAAGAGAACAUGGAGAACAAAGUUGUUGUGAUCACCGGGGCUUCCUCGGCGAUCGGAGAGCAAUUAGCUUAUGAAUAUGCAAGGAAGAAGGCAAAUCUGGUGUUGGUUGCGAGGAGGGAACAGAGACUGAGAGGAAUAAGGGAGAAUGCCAGGCUCUUGGGUGCAAAGCAAGUCCUUGUUAUACCUGCUGAUGUUGUCAAGGAAGAGGACUGCAGAAGAUUCAUCAGUGACACUAUCAGUUAUUUUGGCCAAUUGAAUCAUCUUGUGAACUCUGCAAGCUUGGGUCAUACCUUCUUUUUUGAAGAGGCAAUAGAUACUUCAGUGUUUCCACAUAUGAUGGAUGUCAAUUUUUGGGGAAAUGUGUAUCCCACGUAUGUCGCCCUCCCAUAUCUGAGGCAAAGCCGUGGUCGAAUCCUUGUGAAUGCAUCAGUGGAAAGCUGGUUACCUAUGCCAGGGAUGAGCCUGUAUGCUGCCGCUAAGGCAGCUGUGAUAAAUUUCUACGAGACGCUUAGGUUUGAAGUGAAGGAUGCCGUCGGGAUCACGAUCGCAACUCAUGGCUCGGUUGGUGGUGAGACAAGGUGGGGAAAGUUAAUGCUUGAGGAGGGAGCAGAGAUGCAGUGGAAGGAGGAAAGAGAGGUGCCUCUCAUGGGAGGACAAAUUGAGGAGUUUGCAAAGAAGAUGGUCUCUGGGGCUUGCAGGGGUGAAGCAUAUGUUAAGCAUCCCUGCUGGUAUGACAUAUUUCUGCUCUACCGAGUGCUUGUUCCUGAUGUUCUAGGUUGGACCUUUCGCUUGCUCUUCUCCACCAGGGGAACCAGAGUGCUCUCCCUCAUGGGUACCGGGCCACCACUUCUCGAUGCCCCGCCUCCUCGAAAGCUCCUCCCAGUGCCUGAACCAAUGACCGAAUAAAGCUUUGUAAGCUAUUCGAGAUGUGAAAUUCUCUUGAGUUUCUCUGAUGACUUUGUUCUUGAUCAGGACUAAAGAAACUGAAUUCUGUGGUAGCUAGUGCUUGAAUAAAACAUGGACUAGGUCAUCUCUCAGAGAGUUGGUAAUAUUAUUCUGUCAGAAUUCUAUGGAGCCCAUGAAGUAGUGAAUCAGUCAUUUCAUCCUUUAUGACUUGUAGAUCGGAUUAAGCUAUGUAAACUGUUGGAGUUUUGCUCUAAAGAACCACCUGAUUGAGUUUAUUGAUAGUGAUAGCCAGUGCCAUGUGAGCUAUGAAGCAAUGAAUGAGUGCUUUUCUUGAUCAAAACAUGGUAGCUGGUGCUUGAAUAAACAUCUUAAGCCAUUUUU
Elaeis guineensis (African oil palm) is the source of this 1543-nucleotide messenger RNA. NCBI's taxonomy places the organism in Eukaryota, Viridiplantae, Streptophyta, Magnoliopsida, Arecales, Arecaceae. The record is from RefSeq and is a predicted model, not a curated record.